AUGUCACGUCACUGGUUAAACGAUCCCACAAAAAAGAACUUGCUGUUUUCUGUUGUUGCAAUAGGACAACUGCUGGGAACUCUUCCUGUUGUUCCAGCUUUGCUUACUUGUCUUUACAGGUACACCUUCUCACUUUAUGGAAUCUUGACAGCUUUUGCAACACUAGCGAUUCCAAUAGCUGUCGAUCUUGGGCAUGGUUUCCUUACAGCCAUGAGGAUCUUGCAGGGCUUCUCAAUGGGGAUCGUGUUUGUGAGCGUCGGUGCAAUCACAUCACAUUGGUCGGUUCACAGAGAGUCCGGAACCUACAUCGCUAUCCUUUCUUGCAGUCCACAACUGGCAGCCGUCCUUACUAUGCCACUGGCUGGUGCGUUCUGCGGGUCAUUUUCAUGGAGAUCACUGUACUACUCGUUCGGAAUGUUUGGGGUGCUGUCGACGGCGCUAUUCUUUCUCCUGUACAGAGAAGAUCCUAAGAAACACCGGUUUGUGAGUGCAAGAGAAUUGAAAGCGAUUUCGACUGGCAAGGAGGGGCAGGUGGUACGAGGACCGGUGCCUUAUAAAGAGAUCUGUAAAGACCCAUGUAUUCAAUCUGUCAUACUUUCAUCCUUAGGCGGCAAUACUGGGUUCUUCAUCUUUUUACACUUUGGACCGACCUUUAUGAACAAGGUAAGAGCUAUGGGUAUCGAUGUCGCUGACACUGGGUUUGCAACUGCUUUGCCCUACGCGCUGGCGGUAGCACUGAAGUUCGUCGCAGGGCCACUAUUCGACAUCUCAACAUUCAUAUCUGAAAAAAAUCGACUGAUCAUGUUUUCCUCUUUGUCUCAAGGUGUCAUGGGGUUCUGCUUUUUCGUAAUUUCUCAGGUAAAGCCUGGAAAGGUCAAGUUGAUAGCAAUCUAUUCGGCCAGACACCUCCAUAACCAAACAAAGAAACUCUAA
This is a messenger RNA of Angiostrongylus costaricensis, 933 nucleotides long. Lineage: Eukaryota; Metazoa; Nematoda; Chromadorea; Rhabditida; Metastrongylidae. The record is from the annotation of a GenBank genome assembly.